AAAAACUCCGAUUUCCCAGCUCUUCAGGUAGUCCUUUAACGCCUCCUGGCUACAGAUGUGCGGGGUGUGGUGAACUUAGAAAAGUUGUCAGCCGUCACUUGGGUGUUUUUGGAUCACAAGUGAAGGAGGAACAUCUCCGGAAAUCGUCGCUUAUCGGCGACAAGAAACGUUUGCCUCUUCAGGCAGCAGGAUGGAGUCAUGCAGGAUGGUGCCAGAACCCAAAAAGAAGGUCAAACCACCUAAAGUGCCUCCUAAGCCUCCUGAGAUUCAAAGAAACACAACCGAGAAUUUGGACAAGCCCACCCCCGUUGUGCCACCACGACCUACACGCUCGGAACUGAGCCAAACACAAUAUAUGAAAAGAAUAGCAACAGACAAAGAGACCAAUUCAAAUGUGAUACAAAGUGACAGGAAGGAGAAAAAGCCAGAAAUUCCUGUACCAACGCCGAGACUGACAGAAAAGAGGAACCGUCCCACCCGCCAGCGCCAUCACCAUAGCGAGUCCUCCGUUGAAAAGAAAAACUCAGGCGGAAUCGCCCAAUCAGAUGUCUCCAAAGAUGGGCAAGACAACAAGGAGACUCAUCAUCAUUCGGGCCUGACAGGGAUGUUUCGACAAAGCCAGAAAAACAAACAGCCAUCAUUUGUGAGUCAUGUGACUGAGGACCAGGACAGAGGUGACGACACAGUGACCAAACAGGUUCCUGCCAGCAAACCGGGUGGCCUGAAGGGAAUGAUGAAGCACCUAAAGUCCACACCAAAGGCUGGGAGUGGAGGAGGAGGAUGCGAGGUCGUUCCCGAUCCCAACAAGGAUGAGGCGACAUUAGAGACGUCACCUGGCAAAGUCAAACAAGAAAAAAGUGCAGAAGCGAAACAGGACUUUGGUGGUCGUCUAGCUGGAAUGUUCAAGAAACCUCCAGUAGUGACGGUCCGACUAGCGGACAGCGAGUCCGAGCAGUCAGAAGACGAGAAAACAUCGGAACAAUCGCAUGAAAAAGGAGGUUUCUUUUCCGGCUUCCUUAAAAAGUCCAACAAAGCAGCAGAUGACGCUCCAUCCCAGGAGAUUUCGGGUGUCGAGUCAGAGUCAUUACCCAGCAAUGACAAGGAAAAAGGAGGGCUUUUCAAGAAAAAACCUGCAGACGAGGAUCAGGUACCUCUGAGCGGCAAUCUGUCGGACAGCAGCGACAGUUUGAGCUCCAAGGGUGCCUCUGAGGAAAAAGGAGGAUUUUUCAGUGCCAUCCUCGGGAAAAAGUCACCCAAACUUCCCAAAGAGGCCGUGCCUGAGCAGGAUUCGGAGGAGGCACUACGGCGAGAUAUGUCCACCAGCUCGGACAGCCUUUCGGAAAACAAGGAAAAAGUAGGUUUGUUUAGCGGAUUUCUGAAGAAGACCUCCAAAGCCAGUGCAGAGGAGAACAUGUCUGCUCAGAAAGAACUUUCAGCAAGCAGUGACAGUUUGUCUGAUGCUACAAAGACCAAAGAAAAAGGAGCGUUUGGCAACAUGUUCAAAAAGUCCACCCGAACCACUGAUGUCCCAAACACGGAGGAGCCACAAGAUGAUAAGCACUCUGCAAACGGAGACGGAACAUCAGAGGAUAAUUCCAAGGAAAAAGGUGGAAUAUUUAGCGGAAUAUUCAAAAAGGCUGCCAAAGCCACUCAGCCUGAUGAGGAUGAGACCGUGAGGGAUAAAAAGCCAGCCAGCAGUGAGAGUUCCUCUGAGGGCAAAGCGGAGAAAGACCGAGGUCUGUUUGGGGGUUUCCUCAAAAAGGAACCCAAGAGAGAGAAGUCCGACUCAUCGGAUGGGGAAGAGGACAAGGAGUCGACAGGGGUGGGUAGUGACGAUGUGGUGGAGAAGAACGCCACCAAGGAUAAAAACAUUUUCAGCUACAUGUUCAAGAAGCCCCAGAAGACAACAGAGGGCGCUGAAACAGACCUAAAGAGUGAAACUCCGAAAUCUGGGAGCUGUGAGAACUUGUCGGAACCUGUCCCAAAGGGGAAAGGAGGAGGCCUUGCUGGUAUCUUCAAAAGAUCAGGCAGCAUUGACAACCUGCUCGAUGAGGAGAAAGGCGCACUCUUCAGUGGACUCAAGAAAACAGCAAAAGCAUCUAGAGAUGACGAGGCUGCAGGGAAGGAGAAGACAUCCAGUAAUGACAAUCUAUCUGAAAGCACCAACCCCAAGGAGAAAAGCAUUUUCAGCGGCAUGUUCAAGAAAGCUCCAAAAGCAGCCGAGGAGGGUUCAGCUAAUGAGGAGGCAAACAGCAAGGAGAAAGAGUUAUCAGCCAGCAAUGAAAACCUGACGGAAGAAAAUGCACCCAAGGAAAAGAGUGGAGGUUUUGCUGGAAUCUUCAAAAAGUCGCCUAAACCAGCGCCGCGCUCCGUUACCACCAAGGAUCCUCUCAGUGACACCAAGGAGAUGUCCGACACAGGCGAUAGGUCAGGAGACGAACUACGAGGCAGUAAUGAUAAUCUCCUAGAAGCAGGAACCACCACAAAGGAGAAAAAAGGAGGCUUUGCAGGGAUGUUCAAGUGGACGCCCAAAGCCGCUGACAGACAGGACAAUGAGAACGCAGAACCACCAGCUGGAGGCGGCCUGAAACGCAGGAGGACCAUCAGGAAGAAGAAACGAAUCGUAUCGUUCCGAGUCAAGACAACUCUUCCCAGGAUACCCAAACUUAACAUGCCAUCACAGGCGGAAGAAAAGAUUCCCAUCAUUGAGGAGAGCAUGGAGCUGCAGGAGAUGACCCCCUCACAGGAGAGCACAGUGGAGGUUCAGCAGGUGGAGAUGGCGGCGUUCCCAACGGAGGGCAACCCUCUAGAAUCAGAGGAGGAGGACGACGGCCUGUUGGACUGGUGGAAAAAUGUAGAAGGCUGGGCCGAGUGGAACGAGGCGGCCAACUUCCAAGACGAUGAGGAGCAGUUGGCGAUGGAGGAGGCAGCCGACCGUGUCUACAUGGGCGCGCGUCUAUUUGUGCACCUCUUCAACCAGCGGGGGGCAUCCUUGCAGCAUUCCAUCUUGGAGCUCUUAGCCGUAGCCGACGCCGCCGACCAGUUUCACAAGAAGACCGUGUCGGCCGCCGUGGGAGGAGGCGUGGCCAGCGUGGCCGGCAGCUUGACCACCAUCACGGGUCUCAUCCUGGCACCGUUCACGUUCGGAGCCUCCAUCAUCGUCACAGCGGUGGGCAUCGGCGUGGCCACGGCGGGCAGCAUCACGUCGGCCACGGCCAACAUCACAGACACGGUUCACUCCAACAUGGACCGCAAGAAGGUCGAGAAGAUGAUCCAGGGCUACCAGGAGCAAAUCAAGGACAUCCGGGAAUGUUUGGAGUUUGUGCAGGAGGGUAUGGACACGCUGCAGGAGUGGGACUUUGAGAAGUACUCGCAGAGCGCCAGCAAGAAGGCUCUGAACCACAACAUCAAGCAUGUGAUGAAGGAAGGCGGCCGAGCUGGGAAAGCCCUGAUGAUCAACACGGACAAGCUCAUCAGCACAGUGCAAGUCCUGGGCGCGGCGGGCGGCGCCGCCAAAGCCGCACAGGCCAUCAGCGUCACCACGGGAGUGAUGUCGGCACUCUUCCUGGCUCUUGACGUCUUCUUCCUCGCCAAGGAUUCCCACGAGCUCCGCAAAGGCGCCAAGACCAAAUUCGCCACCAAGAUCAGGGACGUGUGCAAAGACCUGCAGGACGGUCUCCUGGAGCUGAACAAGGUCAAGACGCAGCUGCAGAAGACCAUGGAUGGCAUCGAGCUGGAGGAGUACGAGGAGAUUGAAGAGGUGGAGGAAGAAGUGGAUGACGACUUGGAGUCGGAUCCCAAGAAGCUGGCCGAGCUGGAGCAGGAGUUGGACCUUAUGGAGGAGAAACUGGACAAGAAGAUUGAGGAGGAGAAGAAGAGUAAAGAUUGGGAGAAGGACAAGGAGACCAGAAGCAUCAAGGGAAAGGACGAGGACGACGAGGAGGAGGAAGAGGAGAAGGAGUCAGGAGAUAAGAAGAAGAAGGAAGGUACAAAGAAGAAGGAUAAACAGGACAAAGAGACGGAGAACCGAAUCGCAGCUUGGAAGGAGAAACAGGAAAAACAGGAAACAAACGUGUGUAAAAAAGCUGUUGACAAACCGAUAGAGAGCAAACCUCCCAGCAGAACUGGAGACUCCAAAAGGAGCACCAAUCCAGAAAGGGAGCAAAUCCACAGGGAAGAUGGAGGGAUGACUAGGAGUCCGCACAUUGGGAGCACGAGGACACGUUUGAGCGAGGAAAGUGGAUCUACUAACGGCCAAGGCAACAUGAAGGCGGUUUGGGAAAGGGGAGUCAACGACCGGAUGACAGAAACAGGAAGUAGAGACAAAACAAGAGAAAACCAAGAAAGAAGCGACUCUUCGCAGAGGGAUCUGGAGCGGGCACCGACGAGGGAAGGACACGGAAAAAGCGACGUUCGGAGGGAAUCGCAUAGGAGCCACAGAACCAGCGGGAGGGAACACACAUCUGGCAGCCGCAGGAGUCAUCACGGGCGAGCGGAGGACAGCAGCGAGGAAAGAAGACGAAGCCAAAUCGAGAGCACUCGGAGGAAGUCUGAGAGAAGGGAGGAGCAGGACGAGGAGCGUCGGUGGAGAGGAAGCGACCGAGAGAGGCGAGGAAGUAAACAAAGCGACAGAGAGUCCCGCCAUCGUUCCAGCGUCCUGCUUGAUGAUGGACUCUACAUUUAGAUUUGAAGCUGUUUACACUGCUUGUUUCAUACCUGGAUUGGUCCUCUUCUCAUUUUAGACCAAAAGUCACACUGGGAUGAGUAAAGAAACGGACAUUUUGGGGGUUCAUGGAAAAUGUUUCACUGUGCCCUCAUUUGUCUCAACGAUUUUCUACCAAAUUCUUGUGAGAGUCAAAAAUGAAAGAUUGUAAAUAAUCAAAGGACCAAACUGGAUUACUUUAUAUCUUAGUGCAAUAUAUGAACUACUGACACUGCUAAACCUUGUAUAUGCACAGAAUAGGGCAUUUUUACACUCAACAAAAAUAUAAACAUAAUAUUCAUUCAUUUUCUACUGCUUUUUCCCCACAAGCGGGGGUGCCGGAGCCUAUCCCAGCUGUCUUCGGGCAAGAGGCGGGGUACACCCUGGACUGGUGGCCAGCCAAUCACAGGGCACAUAUAGACAAACAACCAUUCACACUUACAUUCAUACCUAUGGACAAUUUGGAGUGGCCAAUUAACCUAGCAUGUUUUUGGAAUGUGGGAGGAAACCGGAGUACCCGGAGAAAACCCAUGCAUGCAUGGGGGGAACAUGCAAAAGGGUGGAAUCGAACCCUGGUCCUCCUAGCUGUGAGGUCUGCAUGCUAACCACUUACCCACCGUGCCGCCCUAAACAUAAUAUAAAAUAAUAAAAUAUAAUAUAUAAUAUAAUAUUGACAAAUAUAAAAAAUAUAUUUAAAAAUAUAAAAAUACAAAUAAAAAUAUAUAUACAUAAAAAUAAUAAUAAUAAAUAAAUAUAUAUAAAAAUAAAAUAAAUAAAAUAUAAAAAUGCAAAAAAAUCAAUAAAAUGCACCUGUAUUUGUUGUCCAUCCCACAACCCCGCUGUCACCAUGGGCCCGUCUACCCAUAACACAGCUUCAUCUGACUGUAUUGAGGCCAUUUUGAAAGUCGAGAGCCUGAGGCUCAUUGGUGUGUCAUUCAUCCACAAGCAGAACCUCAUAUGGAAGCAUGAUAAUGCACGGCCCCAUGGUGCAAGGAUCUCUACACAUUGGAAGCUGAAAACAUGCGAUGCACUGGAUUGUUGUGUACGGUAUUUGAGGUAUUUUGAUUUUUGAAGUUAUUCUAGAAGAAUAGUUUGUGAAAAGUUACAUAUUUUAAGAUAUUUAAUCCAUCUGCUACCUGUUGUAGUGAUAUUUUAUUUGGUGGGAUUCCGUUAAAAAACAAGGACUGUUAUGUACUAUAUUAUGUCUAGCAGAAUUCUACAUACAUUUUCCUUUUAUCGUUAUAAUAUUGUUGCUACUAUGUUUCUGUGUUCUUAUACUGUGAUCACACUGUACUGUAUUGUCAUUUGGAUUGGGAAUAAAGGGGCCUGUUGGAUGAGGGAUUAAGAUGGGGUCAUUUGGUUAUACUGAUUGAGAUAAGAGAGGAGAUAAAGAGACUCCACAGAAUAAAUAUCCGUGACAAUUUAUGUCAGAACAUAUUAUACUUUCCUGGAUAAAUUGAGCCACAGUGACCAUAAAUGGAAACCGACCAUUUAUCCACUGCCCAUUACAAUCAACUACAACUAUGCUAGCUAGCUAGCUACAUAAAUAGAUAUAAUACACAGCUACAAGAUAAAAGAGUUAUACAGUGUGAUGGAUAUGGAGUUGGAUUUACACAAUUUCAUUCACAUUUUCUGUAGAAAUUACUUUAGUUUUUAGUAGUAUUUCAUCGUAACCCCUUCAGACUC
Molecule: messenger RNA, 6388 nt
Organism: Doryrhamphus excisus (bluestripe pipefish)
Lineage: Eukaryota; Metazoa; Chordata; Actinopteri; Syngnathiformes; Syngnathidae
Source: RefSeq, a predicted model, not a curated record